AUGAGAGAUCCUAGUUUUGGCGGAAGAGGUGCCGAAAACCGCCAAAAAAACCAAGGUUUUAAGCCAAAAAACGAUCAAAGUUCGACGUUCGACGAUGGACUCUUUGAUAAAUUGCAAGAAUUGGUGUCUGCCAUUGAUCUCGUCAAUGAUACGGUGUCUAAUGAUUUCAGGCCGGUAAUUUCGUUUUUCAGCAGCAGGUUUGCGCCACAACUGACGCAAGCUUGGUCCUACUAUGCACAAGUUAAUAACCACGCAAAGUUUACAAAUUGCACAUCGAAACUUGCAAAAGCCCUUAGGGUGCUAGGGUCGGAUGCUAGCACAUUGGAAUACGGCUCUUCCUUGAUUCGUUCAAUUUUGCACGAGAACGUCAAAAUCCUCUACCGUGGGCUUAACAAUAUGAAACCGGCAACCACGAACUCGGUUCUACGUCUUUUGCGACAAAUAGCUGCAUUUAAUGGUGGUCAAUACGUUGAUGAUUUUCUUACGUACUUCGAUCUGGCCUUGCCAAGUCUCGUUCGCAUUCUGACCCCUACCCGAACUGAAUUGGCAGAUCCCGAAAAUUGCAAGGCUAAUCCUGAUAUGUCAAUGCGCUAUAAUUUCCUGGUAUUUUGGCUCACUCUGAUAGAAAACGCCAAUCCGAUUUUGCGGAAAGCCGUGCUAACAGAAAAUUCACGAAUUAUGAGUUCAUGGUUCAAACAUAUGACAAAAGUGGACUCUGUCAAGGUAAUAAGGAAUUGCCUCAGUACAAUGAAGGACAAAGUGUUGCGAGAAAAAUCGAUGAAAAAAGUCACAAAAUGUAAGAUUUUGAACGAGUUUUUCAUCAGCAAAGUUCAUUAUUUUUACCGUUCCAGUGAUGUCGAGCUUGUCAAAGCUGUCGACGAGUUUUUUGAGCUCUAUUCGACAGCCAACGAUUGCAGUGUCGCGUUUUCGGACGAAAAAUUGUGGUUUUCCGAGCCCGUGUAUGCCAAGGUAGGAUCUCAAGCGCUGAGCAGUGGAGCUAUGGUUACGGUAAACAAUAAAAAGUUUUAUCUUUACAAUAAGCUUCUUUUCACAAUGCUGACUUUUUUUAAACCCUGGGAAGAUGAAACUCAGUUGAACAGGGUGAUCCAGACUCUGCAGUCAAUUCCCGAGCUAGUCGCACCUUACUGCGCCUUUUUGAAUACACUAGGCAACCACGAGCCUAAAAUGACAUCCUACUGGUUUGGAAUGACUCUCUUCCUAGGGCGCAUUAUAAACUUACCAAUUGAUCAGAGAAUUUCAGACGUCCAAACUGACGAGCAACCCGUGUCAAGUAUAGUCAUGGAAUCAAUUUCACCAUCCCCAUUGACUAAAGCCUCAUUGACCAAGGCCUUACUGCACGACGUGCCUCUGGUCAAACAAAUGGCCUGCCAGCUCCUCAUUUUUUCUUUUAAGAAACUGGAACAAGUGUUCAAACUCUACGACGACAAGGGGUGGACUUCUGCUAAGUCAGAUUUGGCUGUCCGCUUAAAGGCAGCACUGCCAGAGCUAUCUACGAUUUCUGCGACUCUUGCAUUUGUUAGUCGUGAUAAUAGCGACAACAAAAUUCUUGCUGCGUCAGUAUCGCUCGUACUGAACCAUUACAGCAAGCUUUUUCCACUAGGAUUCGUUCUAUCGUUGCCUACUGAUAACAUUUACUCAAAAGUUAUCGUUUCAAAGUCAUUUUCAGCGUUGGAUCUUGUCAUUAUCGACAACUUUCUACAAUUUCAAGAGCUCAACAAUUCGCAAACAAAGUGGUACAAUCCAAAUGGCAAUGAGUUUUCUACAUUUACGAAUUUACUCAAAUUGGCAUCUUCUACAAAUGCCACAGCAUCUCUUACCAAAAAAGUCACAUCGUUACUUAACUCCCUUUUAAAAUUUACUGCGGUCUUUAAUGAAACGCUGAUAGCUUCUCCCAUUCUCGCACUCAUCAACAGUCUCCAGAUUGUCGCUAGAACUGAAGGAACGGAUGAAACUAUACAGCAAGAGAAAAUAUGGAAACUUCUGGACGAGACAAUCUCAAGAUGCAUGAAAACUCCCUACAAAUAUGUGGAUAACUCGGCAUCCUUCUCAUACUGCUCCCCAUUUUUGGUUGCUUUGGUAGAACAGUGGCACUACGUAGACACUACAAGUGCCUUUGACCUGGCACUCAAGUGGUUGCUUAUUUUUGCCAGAAACGCUGUCUUCAUCGGAGAGCCCUCAGAUGGUGCAAGACAAUUGUUAAGAUCGGUGCCAACAAUUCCUGAAUCUUUAAUAACGACUUUCCUACCUUUGGAAAACGACGACGCAAAGUUGAAUUCUCUGCGACAACCGCAGAACUUGGUGAUCGGUGAUGUAGAAUUCUCUUUCUUUCAACUCGUCACUCUGACACCAGUGGUCGAAUUGGCUGCCCUAGCAAGAUAUCCAGUCAAUGACUUUGAUAUAUCUGGACUUGUCAAGCGCCUUCUUUCAAUCUUAGAUCAUGACCAGGAUAAGAUAAGCUUUGAAGACUUUUCAUCUAUUGUUGAUAACUUGCUUUCUAAAGUUGUGAGCUAUGCCCUAUCGCAGAAAAGUUUCAGAGUCAAGCUUGUUGAAGAACGAUUUUUCGAAAAAUUCAUGGUGCGCAAAACAAUAGACACCGCCAAUUCGACAGCAUGUGAGAAGUACGCGUACGUCUCAAACAGCAUGUUGAGUAUUUAUUCUCAACUUGGAGAGACUAUGAUGUCUCUCCAACACUACAUUCGCGAUCUCUGGGUAACAUGCGCGAACACAUGGGAAACCAAUGGGUUACUAGCUUCUGUGUUGGAAAACGGGUUGCCUUUCUUAAACCCUGAUCAACUUAACGAGGUCCUUCAAUCCUUGAUAUCACACCGUCAUCUACUUUUGCCUCUCGUUGUUAAGGAGCUUUACAGUCGGAAAAUCGAAAUAACCAACGGCCAAUUCAUGAGCUUGCUUUCGCAACAUGACACUGCUCUUGUUUCCUCAUUGCGUGCAUACAUCGAAUCCAAAAUGGUGAAGACGCCACAAUUAAUUGAGAUUGUUCCCACCGCUUUACAGUCUUCGUGUAGCAAACCAAUUAUCGAGGAAAUCCUGAAAUUGAAGGAAGGUGCAGGUGUUUUACUAAAAUUCGUCAACUUGAUCAAAGACCAGGGUUUAAUCAUCAUGACAGCAGCGGCUUUAAGCUCUGCAGAAAGGGAGAUUGAACCAGCUUUUUCGAGUAAUGCUUUACUCAUUGCUUUAGAGAAUCUGAAGACGUUUAAGGAUGUAGACCUCGACGCAGCAAUCAAAUUAUUGGUGAAGAAUCUAGAUAGCCUUUCUGACGUCCGCCGACGUGAGAUUGUCGAAAUCAUUACCACUAGACCGGACGGUAGAUUCACUCCACAAGUUCCAAAUCUACUCCUGCAUCUAGUUACUGAGAAUGAGAAGGGCGUACGGUCAUGGAUUCAGAUGUCUCUUCUUUAUAUUACAAAAAAUAUUGUGGAAAGAGCAAGACCAUCAGAACGUUUCUCUGAGUUUCUGAGAAGUUUUCUCAACCUUCAUGAUAAACUAAACCUUUGGAAUCAAAGGUUCACAACAAGCCUUAAUUCACAGGUACAAGCUAUUGUCGGCGGAGACUGGGUCUCCUUCCCUGACAUCAUGGAGUAUCUCAACUGCAUUAUUCUAGGAGCAGCGAAAACACAGCUAAGCGGCAGCAAAAUGCUACAACUGCUACUGAACAACGACAAGAUGUAUUUCAACAGUGGCGCAAAUGAUCCUCAUCUUAAAUUUUUGACGGUCAGUUCCAUUUUUAUUCUUUUCAACGUUGAUCCGGCUGGAUGCUCUAACCUAAUAAUUCAAGAGCAGUUACUGCAAUUUUACGGGGGCACAAUAUGCCCAUCUGACAGAAUGAUUUUAAGCAUACUGGAACAGAUCGAAUCCAAAACUCUUUCCGCAUGGACCAGUCGCAUUUUUGCUUGGGAUUAUCAAGAUGUUUCUGAAGAUAUCGGUGAAAACGAACCUGACUAUCAUGUCAUUGUGAAGGAGAAGGAAGGCUUCAUAGUGACGAUAAAAAAAGAAAUGGUUAGCUUCAGUGUGGACAAUUUUGCUUUGACAGUAUCACAGCUGCCGGCUUUGACUCGCAAGAAUCCGUCGCACAUGUGGACCGAAUUUGUCUCUCUUCAAGAGCAAAGCGAUCUCCAAUACAAAGGAUUGCAAUACAAGAUUUAUGAUCCUAUGUUUUUGUUGCUUUCGAUAGUGAACAAUGAUGAGCUUUUUAGGUCCAAUUCUUCCACUUUGAACGAUCAAUCGGAUGCUUCUUUUUUCGACAUGAAAAAAAUCGUGGAAUCGGGUUUGUUAGAAUUCAUUAUAAUGUGUCUGGCUACUGAAAACGAGGUUGGUGAACUAGCUUUAUUAUUGAUUUACAAAAUGCUGGAUACCUUGGAAGUCGGCAAUUUUCGAGACAAGCACGCUUACAAGCUUCUACUGAUGAAGGUUGCGUUCACAUUAUACUCGGACCCGAAUAGCGGUGAGUCCGAGGACAAAAAAGUCCCACCGUUGCUUUGGUACAUGGUGGCACGUUUGUCGAGCGUAUUAAGCCAGCCGUCUUCUUUCCUCUAUGAAAAGGCCAACCGAUGGGUGCUUGCGUCUCCUUCUAUUAAAUCUUGGCAACUUCCACUAUAUGAAUCUGCCGUACUAGCAACUAGGGAUGAUGAUGCAGAACAAUAUUAUCGAUAUCUGCAUUGGUUUCUCGAAAGUAUCCAGCAGGGUUUGAAAACGGAUCAAGAUUUCAACCUUCUUCGGUCCCGAGGCCUUCUUGAAUGGAUCUUAAACUUGUUGAACUCGCCAUAUAUCACUUUCAAAUUGCGGAGUCUGAUAACCUCAAUUAUCCACAAGGUUGAAAGAUUGGAAACAGGUGGUCCGUCAUUUUUAACUCGAUAUGCCGGUGCAUCUUUUUUGGAGAACUUGCAAGUCCAGACUCAAGAGAAAAUUCAGGCGUCAAAGAUAGAACUACCUUCACACACGAAAAACAAGCUACAUCUGAUGCAAAACUUAAUUUUGCAGCAAUCUCGAAUCAACCUUUCUGAGCUGGGCACUGGUUUGGCUGUCGUUGCAAAUUCCCGUAAGCGACUUGUGGACUGGAUGGAAACAGAUUCUGACAAUUUUUUGAAGCGCAUCCGUACUUCGGACUAG
This is a messenger RNA of Lachancea lanzarotensis, 5145 nucleotides long. It is a transcript of the gene URB1, whose product is annotated as LALA0S04e09890g1_1. Gene Ontology annotation, cellular component: nucleolus. The record is from RefSeq and is a predicted model, not a curated record. The coding region runs from base 1 to 5145 and encodes 1714 amino acids. The transcript has a single exon. NCBI's taxonomy places the organism in Eukaryota, Fungi, Ascomycota, Saccharomycetes, Saccharomycetales, Saccharomycetaceae. Gene Ontology annotation, biological process: maturation of LSU-rRNA from tricistronic rRNA transcript (SSU-rRNA, 5.8S rRNA, LSU-rRNA); maturation of 5.8S rRNA from tricistronic rRNA transcript (SSU-rRNA, 5.8S rRNA, LSU-rRNA).